Messenger RNA from Podarcis lilfordi (Lilford's wall lizard), 7295 nucleotides. NCBI's taxonomy places the organism in Eukaryota, Metazoa, Chordata, Lepidosauria, Squamata, Lacertidae. The record is from the annotation of a GenBank genome assembly.
GGCCAGGAAGGGGUUGGUGUGGGGGUCGGCGGCGGCCCGCCGGGCGCCCCCCAGGGUCGGGUCGUCUCGGUCGGCGGCGCUGGCCUGCUGCAGGAGGGCCUGCGUGACGGCCUCCAUGAUGCCCUUCUGCUCGGUGAGGAUGUGGCUCAGCUGGUACAUCUCGCUCUCCAGGUAGCUGAUCUCGCGCGCCGUCUCGAUGAACUGCCGGUAGUUCUGGUAGACGUUGCGCUUGAGGCUCUGCGCCGUCUCCUCGCUCAGCGCCUGGAUGCGCUGCCGGUGCUCCUGCAAGUCCCGGUCGCCGUCCGACUGCUGAGACAGCUGCUUCACGUACUCCUCCGCCGCGUAGCUGCCGGACUCCAGCUGCCGCCUCAGACGGCUCCCGCCGCCGCCCGCAGCCCCCUCGCCCACAGACAGCGCCAUGUCCGAACCGGAGCAACGAGAGAGCGGAGCGAGGGGCAGAGAGGAAGCAGGCCAGCGCCAAACGCCUAGCCGCCAGAGCGCCUGCGCCGGACGCUGACGACCUCGCGAGCGCGACGGAAGAGAGAGGGCGUGGAGCGGCCGGCGCCACGGCGAACCAGACCCAGCGAGUAGAGCUACACACGGGGAGGCACUUCCGGGCUUAGCGGGACCCCGCGCAAGCGCGUAACGAAACCAGAAUGGCUGGGGAUGGAUGGAGGGGGAGGAGGGAGGCGCGCCUCUGAGCUCCUCCUAGGGCAAGUUGUGUGGCGCAUGCGCCCGAGUUUGAAGAGUUCGCGACCGCCGGCUGGCUGGCAUCCUGCCUGGGCGAGAUGGACGGCGACUUCUUGCUGGCCCUCCGGCUGCAGGCGGAGUGGGAGGCAGAGGACGGGGAAGCUCAGGGGGCCAAGGCAGUGGCCGCCGCCGCCUCCCCUGCCGCCUCGCCCGGUUCCCCGGCGCGGCCGCUCUCCGUCGUGGACAGCGCCUGGGAGCUGCUGGACCCGAGCCCCGACGUGCGAGGCCUCUUCCUGCAGUUCAACGAGACCCUCUUCUGGGGCCGCCUGGCAGCCGUGGAAGUGAAGUGGAGCCCGCGCAUGACGCUGUACGGGGAAGGCGCUGCGGGACGAGGGAGAGGCGGCUCUGAAUCGCCCUGAAUGUUGCCCUUAAGGCUGUUGUUACUCGCUCUGGGACCGGGGGGGGGGGGGGAGGCGGGUAACAAAUGAUAAAAAAAUCAUGAUAAUAAUAGUGGUUUUUUGUUUGCUAAAAAUGUUUAGGGGUACUCUCAUUUUGACUCAAGAGACUUUGAUCUAGUUUUGGUCUUGUUCCAGGUGGCAUGAGCCCUGUAUUCACAAGCACAGUCAGAAAACAGCUUCUCUGUACAGUGGUACCUCAGGUUAAGUACUUAAUUCGUUCCGGAGGUCCGUACUUAACCUGAAACUGUUAUUAACCUGAAGCACCACUUUAGCCAAUGGGGCCUCCAGCUGCUGCCGCGCCGCCGGAGCCCGAUUUCUGUUCUCACCCUGAAGCAAAGUUCUUAACCUGAAGCACUAUUUCUGGGUUAGCGGAGUCUGUAACCUGAAGCGUAUGUAACCUGAAGCAUAUGUAACCUGAGGUACCACUGUAUUUGUAUACUGUGUGUGGGCUCCUGGUGCUUGUUUACAACUUGAGGAGCAUGUUGUAUUCUGUCUUUUAUCUGACCUUUGUGAGAGAUGCAGUUCUUAAAGGAGAGGGCGAGUUGUGACCCCCCAGAUAUUGCUGUAUCCUGACAAUUCUCCAUGCUGAAUGAAACUGGAAUCCAACAAUAUGUGGAGGGCCGCAGGUUUCCUGCAGUGCAUGGUAUCACAAAUUAAAAAAUCAAUAACUUGUUAUGUCUCCUAGCAUACUUGCUGCAGUGUGAUGACAUUAUUUGUAAACUAAAUAUUCUAACCCGAAUUGUAACAGAAUUGGAGAAAGUGCCUGCUUUCUUACCUCUCAGGAGGUCUAGUCCAGCCACUAGCAGUGGGCACCUAAUGUUUAAUAAAAGUACCUAAUGCUUAGCGAGUAUUGUUUGUGUCUCAGUAAACAAUUUGCCUUUUUUAUUUGUAUUUCUAGGUGUGCUGGAGUUUGCUGCUAUGAAGGCCGUGGUGGAAUGUGCUCCAUCCGGCUCAGUGAACCACUUUUGAAGUUGCGACCAAGAAAGGAUCUUGUAGAGGUAUUCCUGUUUUGUAUAUAGAUAUGAACCCAAAUACGUGCAUUUCUUGCAGCUAUGUGCAUUUCUUGCAGCUGAUAUGUACAUUCCCAAAGUCAAAUGUAUCUUGUAGUUUUGGAAAAAAACAUGUUUACCAGUGCUGUAAAUAGCUAUCUUAUAUUGCAGCUACUUCUGCAAAGACAGGAGAAGCAAGCAGCUCCUUGCUGCUUGCAGAGACUUCUCCAUCCUCUCAUGUCCUUUAGUGGUAUUUUUUACCCAUUAUUUCCACUUAUAAUGUGAAUGUCUCCUUGAAAUAUUGUGUUUAUUUCUCACAACAUAUUUCUAUGUGAUACCAGCAUAGGGUGCAGUAAUAUAAAUUAAAAUCAACCGAUACAAUUAGAAGCCUAAAAAUAAAAGGAACAGAUAAAAUCACACCAAAAGAUAAAAUCACAGCAAUCGAUCAAAAUCUAACUGUGUGGUCGACCCCCACUCCCCCUGAAAUGUCUGGUGGAAUAGGUGUGUUUUCAGCUGAUCCCCAAAACUGUUCUGUGUUUCAAGGGGGAGAGUAUUCCAUAGUUGGACUGCCAGUACAGAAUAAGCCCUCUUUGCUGCAUAACAGGUGCCCCUCAGAUGCAUACUGUAACAACCAGAGAGGCAUCAGCUGCUGAUCUUAACUCAUGGAAGUAUUGGUGUGGGAGGAAACAGCCCUUCAAAUGUCUGUGUCCCAAAUUAUGGUUUUAUGAAGCUGGGAUCAUGUCUGACUUAUCCCAGAGAAUGGAAAACUGGAAGCAAGAAGAUUUUAAGGUUUAUUUUUUAAUUAACUACCAUUUCUUAUCAUAGCGAACUUAACAGUAAGUAAUCAAAUGUUUUAUGUUAGGACAUAGUAAUUUAAGUAAUCAUGUAAUAAUUUUAAUUUCAGACCCUGUUACAUGAAAUGAUUCAUGCCUUGUUAUUUGUCACUAAUAAUGACAAAGAUCAUGAAUCCCAUGGCCCGGAAUUCUGCAAACACAUGCAUCGGAUAAACCGCCUAACUGGAGCCAAUAUUACAGUAAGCAUUCUGUGUAACAAACACUAGUUUGUAGAUUUGUAAAACUGAUUUUGGAAUAUAAAAUGAAUCUUUUAAAUGUUUAGAUUUAAAAGAUACUGCGACAAACAAGCACACUAGAGUCAGUGGUUACUUUGACAUCGGUAAGUUUUGCCAUGUAAAAUCAAAUAUAUCAAGCUAAUCACCAGAUUUCUUCUGAUUUUGAUAAGGUGUUAACUGCACUUUUUGGCCAUAAUCCAGAAAACUUGAAUUAGCAUAGAGAAUCUCUGGUGUGUACUCUGGCUUGGUCCAGACACUGCAGCCAUAUCAUGGUUUAGCUGUCAGGAGCAUUCUCCAGGCUCUCUCCUUCUGUAUCACUAAUGAAUGGUGAUCCCUUCUCCCUCUUCCUGCUUUGUUGUAACUAAAGUGCAGUGUCACAGGCGGAAGGCCACACUCCAGAGUUGCACUCUGGGAAAGGCAUUUGGAAGCCGCCCUGAACAUCUUGGUUAAAGCGACUUUUAUUAUAAAUGAGAGAAUAUGUUUUCUCCAGCGUACAAUACCCUUCCGAGACUGUGCCCUUUCUUGUACAAUAAAAAUCAACACUGCUGCCCUCUUCCCCAGUUAAGUCCCUUAUGGUGCUGUGGUGUUGCUUGGGUUUCCCUGUGAGGCAGUGCUCUCUUGCUGCUCCCCUGGCAUUGCAGGCUGCCAGAGACUCCUGCACCUUACAGCCAUUCUGUCCUCCACAGCCACUCCCAAACAGUGUUAGAAACUGAGAUAUGAAAGCUAGGAGCUAGGACAUGUAUUUUUUCCUCAGUAGCCCACCAUUCCGUCUCUUCUCCCCCUAACUACCCCAGCUUUCUCCACGUUCCAAUUCCCCUGGCAAAAGUAGCCAAGAGUGAGAUUUUUACUUACCUUCAGGCGAACAAGCCUUAUUAAAUAUAUCAAAUCCAAAACAGAAACAUUUUUUAAACCGCCCCCCCCCCUUACUAAGCCCCAUGAAUCAUUUACCACAGCAGCCUUCCCCAGCCUGGUGCCCUCCAAAUGUUUUGGACAACACUACUUAGUACGUCUGGCUGGGAUUAGUGAGAUAUGUAGUCUGAAACAUUUGGAGGGCACCAGGUUUUGGAAGGCCUCCAUGGUGUGAUGUGUGAGUUGGGAAAAUUGUGGUUAUUGUUAAUCAUAACUUUCAAAUAAAAAUAAAAAACUAUGGUUUGGAAUGGGUUUAAGAUUCUGAUUUGGAUGCAAAUGUUGUUAACAAUAACCAUCGUUCGACUGCUUCAGACAUUACAGCAAACUCUGAAUAUCGCAAGACAGGAAAUGAGCAUGUGUCUCUGUAGAACUGAACAUACAAGCCCCUGAAUACCUCCAGUUGCCAAACCAUGGUUUGGCCUUGAUAUUUGAAACAGACCACAGAAUUCUGGUGUUAGUAGAUACUGUUUGAUUUUCUUCUGUGUUUGGGGCCAGCUCCAAUAUCCAUGUGGAACUCUUGCCUGUAGUGACUUGGGAAGCCCUGGUUGGCCUGAUUCCAUCAAUCUUCACGGUGGGCUGUGAGUUAAUCUGGUGUCACCGCAAAAUGGAAAUGAAUGUUCUGCAUUAAGAAAAACUUGUUGGUUAUGUUUAGAUCUAUCAUGAGUUUCAUGAUGAAGUGGAUUCCUAUCGCCAGCACUGGUGGCGAUGCAAUGGUCCAUGUCAAAAUAAAAAGCCGUAUUUUGGCUAUGUGAAGCGUGCAAUGAAUAGAGCACCAUCUGCAAAUGACUUCUGGUGGGCUGAGCACCAACAGACGUGUGGAGGUACAUAUACCAAGGUCAAGGAGCCAGAGAACUACACCAAGAAAGGCAAAGAGAAGGUCCCACAAUCAAAAUUCCUAGCUGAUGGCAAAGGUACUUGAAUAUCAUUUAGUUAUUACCAGCAGAGGAUGAUGAUGUUAUUACCAGCAUCAUAACUGUUUUUCAUCAGUUAAUAUUUGAGGGUGGUUUAUAGCAUAAACCAAAGGGUACAUAACUAAAAGUGUUAAGCGGGGGAAAAGAUUUUUCUGAUGAAUGAUCGCUCCUAGAGAUGUAAUAGAGUACUGCUGGUGAAUGUUUUCCAAAUAUGUGAUUGUUCUGUGUAUUUCUGACGUAUUUGCAGGAAACGCUAACAGAGACAAUAUGCAGAACCUAAUUCCUUUUAGUGGAAAAGGAUAUAUCCUUGGAGGAAAAAGCACUCUGUCACCAUCAGAGAGGACCACAAGUCCAAGCAAUGAUAAGAACAGAUUGCUGCUCAGUUCGCAACAUCAUUCACCUUCUGGUUUGAUAAGAUCGAAUCCUCAAAAUGCAAGCAUAUCCUCACCAUUUCCUUCUGAAGGUGAUAAGAAUAGCUUUGCUUCCUAUGUUACACUCCCUAAAAUAUCAGUUGCUAACAAAAAAGCGUACACUAAUGUUAAUGGCUCGCCCAUUAAACAUGUUUCUUUUAAUGGAGGAAGAUCAAAGUCAAGCCCUAUAAAUGUUACAUGGGACUUACCCUCGAAGACGACACCAGUAAAAAGCAUUUCUGGACCAUCUACUUCAACUCCAAAACCCCAUAGUUCAUCUCAUAGAAAUAGCAGCACACCCAGUGGUGGACCAACAAAACGGGCAAAAAUGGAAGACACUGCUGCCUUUGAAAAAUACUUUAUACAAAAAACAGAUCCAGAGUUGACCAGCCCUUCUUUGAAGAGAAAGCAUGAACCAAUAGCUUCAGAAAGGCCAGCUACUUCUGCCAGUGAUGAGAACAGAAACGUUUCCUGCCCUGUCUGCAGUUCUGAAGUUUUGGAAGCUAAAAUUAAUGAACAUCUAGAUUCCUGUCUCCAAGAUACCUUAACAUGAUUCUGACAUUAAGACGGUGCUUUGCUCAGGGGUUAUCAAUCUUGAGUGUUUCAUGUGUAUUUAUUGUCUUCCAUAUUUUGGUGGGAGUGGGGAGGGGACUUAUGACAUCUUCUUCUACGUGAAGGAAGUUUUCUUCAGCUUGGAAUAGUGCUAGUAAUGCCACCAACUUUCAGCACACAUUUAUAGCCAUGAGAGAAACAAAUUCUGUUCUAAAGCAGGCAUAGACAAACUCAGCCCUCCAGAUGUUUUGGGACUACAGCACCCAUCAUCCCUGACCACUGGUCCUGUCAGCUAGGGAUGAUGGGAGUUGCUGUCCCAAAAACAUCUGGAGGGCCAAGUUUGCCUAUGCCUGUUCUAAAGAAAGAAACAUGCAUGGUUUUUAACUGACUUAUUUUUAAAAGCCUAUUCACUCGUUCAGAAUACCUGUUUGUUUUAUCUCAAAAACUACUUUCAAGCCUGUUUUGCAGAUUACUGUUUUUGAGCCAUUUAAUAUCAACGGAAUACAAAAUGUGUGUGAAAUCGUAUACUUCCACCUUUGCUUACAUUUGAAUCAGACUUAAUUUCCUGGAAGCGACACAUUUUAUUAUAAUAAAUAGAGAUGGUUAAAGCUGCACUCAUGAGAAGUUUUCACAGAGCUUUAAAAUGUUCUAGGAGGGAGGGUUAAGUCUCCAGAUUGUGGCACUGUCCCUAAAACUGUUCAUUGGCCCAUCUCAUUGUUAUAUAUGCUGCUAAUAUGUCUGAAGAUUAUGGGAAGUGUUUUGUGAGAGAAGAUGGGAUAGAUGAAGUAGGACAAAUACCUUCAUAUAUUUGAGGAGCCAUAUGUGACAUAAUGGUUUAUAUCCUCAGGCUGUCUGAAACAGAUGAGAUACAUCUAAUUCUGGAAUCGGAUUGAGAUCUCACAACUUUUUAAGUGAUAUAGAAGAGCAGUUUGCUGUUCAAAAGCCUCCACUUCCUAGAGUUCAGUUUUGUUCCAAUAAUUUAUACAUUCAGCAGGAAAAAUGGCCUGUUGUAAUGUUGAUAGAGAUCUGGGAUGUAUUAUCCCUCUGCUUCAUGCCAUUCUGGUUAUGUUCAUUUCUGAGCCCCAAGUGUCAACAUGAUUGCUUGUUGACAAUUAGGAUGUUCCAUUUUUACCCCCCAAUGGUUGAAUUUGGUCAGAUAUCUCUUUUCACAAGCCAGGAGGUCUCCUUUUCAUCUAUUAGGUACAUGUGUGCCUGUAAAUGAAGCUUUCAAUUACAUUGUAUCUUGUGUUGAGCAUUUGACAGCCAACUGAUAAAUUUUAAAUAAAAAUAACUUUUCAGAAACAGCA